CAAGUGCCACUGGUCCUGAGUGAGGAGGUGCUGGGUCGGCUGGCGGGCGGGCUGGGCUUCGGCCCGCGCGCGGCGGGCGAUGCUGGGAGGCAGCUCCGGGGCCCGGGAGCGCGAGGCGGUGGGCGACGGGGCGGAGGCUGUGACGGCGCCGCCCGCCAUCGAGUUCCCGGCCGACGGCUCGGACCCCAAGUAUGAUGGGACCAACUUUGAUCAAAGUUCCUGUAUUUCCCCCCCCCCUCCGUGGAAUAGCAUGCAACAGGAGAGCAACAAAUCCGAUGUCCCAGCAGAACUCCAGGUAUUAAAAGGACCCCUGCAGCAGCUGACCUUCCCUUUCGCAGUUGCAAACCAACUCUUGCUUGUCUCUUUGCUGGAGCACUUGAGUCAUGUGCACGAACCAAACCCGCUCCGUUCAAGACAGGUGUUUAAAUUGCUUUGCCAGACCUUUAUCAAAAUGGGGCUGCUGUCUUCUUUCACCUGUAGUGAUGAGUUUAGCUCGUUGAGGCUACACCACAACAGAGCUAUUACUCAUUUAAUGAGGUCUGCUAAAGAGAGAGUUCGUCAGGAUCCUUGUGAGGAUAAUUCUCAUAUCCAGAAGAUCAGGUCCAGGGAAAUAGCCUUUGAAGCACAGACUUCACGUUACCUAAAUGAAUUUGAAGAGCUUGCCAUCUUAGGAAAAGGUGGAUACGGAAGAGUGUACAAGGUCAGGAAUAAAUUAGAUGGUCAGUAUUAUGCAAUUAAAAAAAUCCUGAUUAAUGGUGCAACUAAAACAGAUUGUAUGAAGGUCCUGCGGGAGGUGAAGGUGCUAGCAGGCCUUCAGCAUCCUAAUAUCGUAGGCUAUCACACUGCUUGGAUAGAGCAUGUUCACGUGGCCCAAACACAAGAUAGAAUUUCUAUUCAGCUGCCAUCUCUGGAAGUGAUUUCAGACGAGGAGAAUGACAGAAAUCAGCAUGUUAAAAAUGAUGAAAGUAACAGCUCAUCCAUUAUCUUUGCCGAGUUCACCUCAGAAAAAGAAAAGUCUUUAGGAGAAUCUGGCAUUGACAAUCAGAAUAACAGAUUGGUGAACUGUAGCACCAAUUUAAUCACAAGAACCGCCUGUGAAUUUGAAUCAUCCAGUUUGCUCCAAGGAAAUGGUUUGGCUGAUUUGCCUUCCAGAUCGAUUGUUGAACAUCAGCUGCCACUUAGGCAUCAUUCUGACUUAGAAGAGAAUUUCACAUCCACCGGGGAAUCUUCUGAAAACUUAAGUUUGUCGGGGCAGACAGAGGUGCAGUACCACCUGAUGCUGCACAUCCAGAUGCAGCUGUGCGAGCUCUCGCUGUGGGACUGGAUAGUUGAGAGAAACCAGCGGGGCCGGGAGUAUGUGGAUGAAUCUGCAUGUCCUUAUGUCAUGGCCAGUGUUGCAACAAAAAUUUUUCAAGAAUUGGUGGAAGGUGUAUUUUACAUACAUAACAUGGGAAUUGUACACAGAGAUCUGAAGCCCAGAAAUAUUUUUCUUCAUGGCUCUGAUCAGCAAGUAAAAAUAGGAGACUUUGGUCUGGCCUGCACGGAUAUCAUACAGAAGAACACAGACUGGAUCGAUAGAGACGGGAAGAGGACACGCACACACACGUCCAGAGUGGGUACUUGCCUGUACGCUUCUCCUGAGCAGUUGGAAGGAUCCGAGUAUGAUGCCAAGUCAGAUAUGUAUAGCUUGGGUGUGAUCCUGCUAGAGCUCUUUCAGCCGUUUGGAACAGAAAUGGAGCGAGUACACGUUUUAACUGGUUUAAGAAGUGGUCAGAUACCUGAAUCCCUCAGUAAGAGGUGUCCCGUGCAAGCCAAGUAUAUCCAGCACUUAACUAGAAGGAAUGCAUCUCAGAGACCCUCUGCUGUUCAGCUGCUGCAGAGUGAACUUUUCCAAAAUUCUGGAAAUGUUAAUCUCACCCUACAGAUGAAAAUACUGGAGCAAGAAAAAGAAAUCAAAGAACUAAAGAAGCAGCUGAGUCUCCUUUCUCAGGACAAAGGGGCCAAGGAUGACAUGAAAGAUGGGGGUGUUCCUGUCCUGCCUUAAUUAGACUCUGUAAAUGUGAAUGUGGACUUCUAAUUCUUGAAAUAGUCAACUGGAAUGUAAAUUUUGUCUUUGUUAGGGUAUAGAUGGUAUAGUUCUAUUUAGUGAGCCUGGACAAGACUUGUAAGUUGUAGAAGUUCCCCCAAACUGUUUCCUUAAGGAAUUCUUUUAUGAUCCAGCACUUUGAACUGAAACCUGCUCUAAACUAAAGCUAUUUUGGGGCGCCUGGGUGGCUCAGUCGGUUGAGCGACUGCCUUCAGCUCGGGUCAUGAUCCCAGGGUCCCACAUCAGGCUCCCUGCUCGGUGGGGAGCCUGCUUCUCCCUCUACCUCUGUCUGCUGCUCUGCCUACUUGUGCUCUGUUAAAUAAAUACAAAUCUUAAAAAAAAAAAAAAUUAAACCUAUUUUGCUCUUUUCCUUCUUGUAUCCCAGACUCAUAAUUUUUACUAUCACUGUCCAGUCUCUGACUUAGACACCAUCCUCACUUCUCCCUCCUUGAACUCUGCCUGUUGACCACGUAGCCCGCCCCUAGAAUGUUCUACCGCACAGAUCCAGGUAUGCGCCCCUACCCCGUCACUGCCCAAGCCCAGGCCUGCACGUUCGCUGGACUGUUCCAGUUGUGACAGCUGCAUGUUAGUUACCAGAAAGACAUCUGAUGAGUUCACUCCCUGGCUCAAAAGCUGGCUCUUUGUUGCCCCUGAGAUACAACUUCAUCUCAGCAGUGCAGCGUACAUCAUCCAACCUUUCUGUUCUCUUCACCUUCAGCUUGGCAUCACUUCAGAAUCAUGCCCUUUCUAAGCUUUGUGCCUCUUGCCCCCAAAUCAUCUAAAUCAUCUCAAAGUAGCUCUGGUGGGACUGUUCGUUUUCGCUCCUGUACUGUUCCCACGGUGUCCCCUUUAUUCAGCACUCAACUCCCCACCAACCUACGUUCCUUAAAGGCCCCAAUGGGAUACGUUCAUUUUUGUAUCUAAAAAAUAUGUCUGCCAUGUUGCUGGCAGGUGUCCUGGUAUACUGCCCACGACGUGGCUGAAUUUUAAAUAAAGCGAAACCCACAAAUUA
Zalophus californianus (California sea lion) is the source of this 3098-nucleotide messenger RNA. RefSeq names its product eukaryotic translation initiation factor 2 alpha kinase 1 (gene EIF2AK1). NCBI's taxonomy places the organism in Eukaryota, Metazoa, Chordata, Mammalia, Carnivora, Otariidae. The coding region runs from base 80 to 2044 and encodes 654 amino acids. Gene Ontology annotation, molecular function: protein kinase activity; ATP binding. The transcript is spliced from 16 exons. Gene Ontology annotation, biological process: protein phosphorylation. The record is from RefSeq and is a predicted model, not a curated record.